This is a messenger RNA of Telopea speciosissima, 1541 nucleotides long. RefSeq names its product cytochrome P450 94C1-like. Gene Ontology annotation, molecular function: heme binding; monooxygenase activity; oxidoreductase activity, acting on paired donors, with incorporation or reduction of molecular oxygen. NCBI's taxonomy places the organism in Eukaryota, Viridiplantae, Streptophyta, Magnoliopsida, Proteales, Proteaceae. The record is from RefSeq and is a predicted model, not a curated record. The transcript has a single exon. Bases 15 to 1541 code for a protein of 508 amino acids.
UGAUUCUUUCAUCCAUGGAGUCCGAAGCUUCCAUGUGUUUACAACUCCUACAAACGUGCUUCUGCAUUAUAUUUUUCUCCUUUACCUUCUGCUUCUCUCUUGUCUCUCUCUCGUUGUUCCUACUUAGACUGAAGCCUUGGUGUAGCUGCGACGUUUGCCACAGUUAUCUAACGUCGAGCUGGUCGAUCGAAUUCGAUAAUCUCUGUGACUGGUACACCCACCUACUGAAAAAAUCGCCGAGUCAGACGAUCCAUAUCCAUGUACUCGCUAACACAAUCACGGCAAACCCGGAUAACGUGGAGUACAUACUUAAAACUAGGUUCGAAAAUUACCCGAAAGGGAAACCCUUCUCCACCAUUCUCGGUGAUCUGUUGGGUCAGGGCAUCUUCAAUGUCGACGGCGAGCAUUGGAAGUUUCAGAGGAAAAUGGCGAGUCUUGAACUCGGUAGUCUCUCCAUACGAUCUUACGCUUCGGAGAUAAUUUCGAACGAGAUCCAACAUCGUCUCUUACCACUACUCUCAUCGAUGGCAUCGGGUGAGAAGGAUGGACGGUUAGAUCUGCAAGACGUGUUUCGCCGAUUUGCCUUCGAUAGCAUUUGUAAAUUCUCCUUUGGGUUAGACCCUGGGUGUUUGGAAUUAUCGUUACCCAUGUCGGAGUUCGCUGUGGCCUUCGAUUUGGCAUCUAAAUUGUCGGCGGAGAGAGCGUUGUUGCCGUCACCGUUGAUCUGGAAGACGAAGCGGUUGUUGAAUUUGGGGACGGAGAAGCAGCUCAAAGAGGCUAUUAGAUUGGUAAACCUGCUGGCAGAGGAGGUGAUUCGGAAAAGGAGGAAGAUGGGUUUCGAGAACCACCGUGACCUGCUGUCUCGGUUCAUGGGUUCUGUCAACGAUGAUAUAUACCUAAGGGACAUCGUUAUAAGCUUCCUUUUAGCCGGUCGAGACACGGUGGCAUCAGCAUUGACCAGUUUCUUCUGGUUGCUAGCGAAGCACCCGCAGGUGGAGGAAAUGAUACUGCACGAGUCGGACCGGAUCAUGGGGGAGGAGAAGGAGGAAGAACUGGCGAGCUUCGAACAGAUAAGGGAUAUGCAUUACCUACAGGCGGCUGUGUACGAGAGCAUGAGGCUUUAUCCGCCCGUACAGUUCGAUUCAAAGUACUCACGGGAUGAUGACGUCUUACCGGACGGCACGGUGGUGAGGAAGGGGACAAGGGUGACUUACCACCCUUACGCCAUGGGGAGGAUGGAACAAGUGUGGGGCCCUGACUGUCUUGAAUUUAUACCGGAGAGGUGGCUCAAGAACGGUGUGUUCUCACCGGAGAGUCCAUUCAAGUAUCCGGUUUUCCAAGCUGGGCUUAGGGUGUGUUUAGGAAAAGAAAUGGCACUGAUGGAGGUGAAGAGUGUAGCCCUAGCCCUGGUCCGACGGUUUCAAAUCAAAGUGGAAAAGCCGAGUUUGUCCCCAAGGUUCGCUCCGGGACUCACCGCUACGGUGAGCGGAGGGCUACCCGUUCUGGUUCGAGAGAGAGGAGAGUGGACAGGCGCAACUUAG